AUGCCCGAUUUCGCAACUCCUCCCCCAAACCCUCAACACGCCGUCCUCUCCUUUCCGGCACCGCACGUCCUCCUCGUCACGCUGAACAGACCACGCGACCUCAACUGCAUCAAUGCGCAGGGUCAUGCUGAUCUGCAUGAUGUGUGGGAGUGGAUGGACGAAGAGCCUAGCCUGCGCAAUGGAACACUCAAGCCAACAACACCGGCAAAAAAGCCCCCCCAACCCCCCUCGGGCUUCGGCGGCGUAGCACGCCGAAAAGGCAAAAAGCCACUCAUCUGUGCCAUAAACGGUCUCUGUUUCGGCGGGGGUGCCGAAAUGAUCAUCAACGCGGACAUCGUAAUCGCCGCAUCUCGGGCGGUAAUCGGUUUACCAGAGGUAAAGCGAGGCGUCGUUGCUAUGGCGGGGGCUUUGCCUCGUCUCGUGCGGACUGUAGGGAAACAGCGUGCUAUGGAGAUGGUUCUUACGGGGCGGACGUUGUCAGCUGUGGAGGCUGAGCGGUGGGGAUUGGUGAAUGAAGUGGUUGAGGUUCCUGAUUCUGGUCGGGGUAAGGAUGAGCGGGAGAAUGAGGAGGUUUCGAGGAUUAUUGUUGCGAGGGCUUUGGGGUUUGCGGCUGAUAUUGCGGGGAAUAGUCCUGAUGCGGUGCUGGUUAGUCGGGAGGGGGUUAAGUUGGGUUGGGAGGGGAUUGGGGCGGAUGAGGCUACGGGGAUGUUGAGUGAGACUUGGGUUAAGAGACUUUAUGAGGGUGAGAAUAUUAAGGAAGGAUUGCAGGCGUUUGUGGAGAAGAGAGCGCCUCUAAUCAUACUACACAUUGGAUACUACAAGUCGUAA
Molecule: messenger RNA, 828 nt
Organism: Penicillium waksmanii
Lineage: Eukaryota; Fungi; Ascomycota; Eurotiomycetes; Eurotiales; Aspergillaceae
Product: enoyl-CoA hydratase/isomerase family protein
Exons: 3
Coding region: 1-828 (275 amino acids)
Biological process (GO): fatty acid beta-oxidation
Cellular component (GO): mitochondrion
Molecular function (GO): enoyl-CoA hydratase activity
Source: RefSeq, a predicted model, not a curated record